AUGUCAGACUCACUCCUCAAAAUCAAAUUGCAAAACAAGGCAAAGGAACAACAGGAGAAGGCCAUUCAAGAUAGAAAGAAGGGAAUAUUGGUCUUGAUGAUAAGACACUUAUUUGAUAAUGGGUAUCUUGACACAGCUGAGAGAAUGCAAUCGGAAACAGGAAUAUCACUCAAAAGGUUUGAUGCUGCUGAUAAUAUGGAUCUCAAUAAUAUUAUGAUUGAAUUUGAAGAAUACUAUCAAAUGAAAUUUAUGAAGAAACCAAAACUUUUCCGAAAACUACAAUCUGAUGCUGAUGAUACUCCAUCAAAUAUACCACCAAGUUCUAAAACAGCUCCAUCCUCCUCUGCAACAGCAAAAACAUCAAGAGCUGCAAGUGGAAGCUCCUCUUCUUCGGAUCAAAAGGACAAACCAUCAGUAACUUCAAAAACAGCACCAUCAUCAUCUACAAGAAAAACACCUACAACUAUUACAGGAGCAAAAACAUCAGCUAAGGAUAAUAAGGACACAAAAGAAGAUAAUGAGAAACAAAAUGAAGGAUUUGAUAUUUCAGGAAAAAAAUUGGAUACUACAAAACAACAACAACAAAAACAAGAAAAGAAGGAAAUUACAACCGAGGAAAAUGAAGAAGACUAUUAUGAGGAAAGGUUAUUGAAACCUCUACCUGAAAAUUUAUUCUUUGGUGAUAUGAGAGAACUUGCAGAAAUGAUUAGAAGAGAAAUCAUUGUCACUAAUCCAAUGGUACAUUGGGAUGAUAUUUCAGGAUUACAUUAUGCCAAACAAAUGGUUAAGGAAGCAGUUGUCAUGCCACUUAAAUAUCCUCAAUUCUUCACAGGAUUGAUAACACCUUGGAAAGGAGCUUUGUUAUUUGGGCCACCAGGUACUGGUAAGACAAUGUUGGCUAAAGCUGUAGCAACCGAGUGUAAAACCACCUUCUUCAAUAUAUCUGCAUCCUCAAUUGUGUCAAAAUGGAGAGGUGACAGUGAAAAAUUAGUCAGAGUACUUUUCCAACUUGCUAGACAUCAUGCACCUUCUACAAUUUUUUUGGACGAAUUGGACUCUAUUAUGAGUCAAAGAGUUUCAGCCACAGAACAUGAAGGUUCGAGAAGAAUGAAAACAGAAUUAUUGAUUCAAAUGGAUGGUCUGUCGAAGAGUAAUGACCUUGUAUUUGUGUUGGCUGCUAGUAACCUUCCUUGGGAUUUAGAUCAAGCUGUUUUGAGAAGAUUGGAAAAGAAAAUCCUUGUAGGCUUGCCAGAUAAGGAUUCAAGAAAUUCAAUAUUCAAAAAUUGCCUUACUCCUGAAAGAGCCAAUUUGACCGAGACUCAAUACCAAGAUUUAGCCGAGAAAACAGAAGGAUAUUCCGGAUCUGAUAUCACACUUGCUUGCAAGGAAAGUGCCAUGAUUCCUGUAAGAAAAAUUUUCAGUCAACUAGAAAAGUUGGAUGCAAAAGCAACGAAUGCAGCAGAUAAGGUAGUUUUAGAUAAGGUAGAAAUGAAAGAUAUCGAAUAUUCUCUCAAUAUUAUCAAACCCAGCGGAAACCAAUAUGAAGAGCAAUAUAAUAAAUGGCAACAAAAAUUUGGAAUUUAA
Messenger RNA from Naegleria gruberi, 1584 nucleotides. RefSeq lists its product as uncharacterized. Gene Ontology annotation, molecular function: protein binding; ATP hydrolysis activity; ATP binding. NCBI's taxonomy places the organism in Eukaryota, Heterolobosea, Eutetramitea, Acrasida, Naegleriidae. Bases 1 to 1584 code for a protein of 527 amino acids. The record is from RefSeq and is a predicted model, not a curated record. The transcript is spliced from 4 exons.